CUGCUAAAUAAGAGUCUUUCCAGGAAUUCGGAUGAUGAUUCUGAUGAAGAGGAAGAUGAUGAAGAUACGACCUACUCGGAUGAUUCCGAAGCAAAAAGGAAAAAGAGGAGGCGCGUUGAACCGGAAAGUGAUGAAGAGACAAACGAUGAAGACGAUGAAGUGCAGAUGGAAGAGGACGAUGAGGACAGUGAUGCGCCUCGGACGCGUGCCGGAAGACCUCUCCGAAAAGCAGUGGUGAAAUCGAAAGCUGUGCUUCGUGAAGAGCUAGAGGACGAAGAAGAUAGCAGCGAAGAUGAGGAAACGGAAAAUGGUGAGCCUGUUGCUGAGAAGGAAGCUGAGGAUCCCAAGAAAGCCAAGAAAAGAAAAAUAACUUCUGAUUCCGAAUCGGAUGUUUUUGAACCAGAUGAGGAAGCUGAAAAUGAUGAGGAUGAGGAAGACGAGGAAGAGGAAGAGGAUCAGGAUAAAGACACCCAACCUAGAAGGGCGCCACCAUUUCCAAGCAGAAUUUCAUCUUCAUCCGUUGUCAAAAAGGCAGCUGAUGUGCCUCCUCCACAAAAUGAAUCAGAUGAGGAGUCUGACAUGGAUUCUGAUAACGACUUAGAUCUCAAACCCAAAGCUAAGAAACCGCGUAUGGAGGAAAAUCUUGAAGGAAAGCCUAAGGCAGUUGCAAAAUCUACCCCUCUCAAGGACAAUGGUGCUGUCAAUAUGGAGUCGAAACCGAAACCAGUUACUGCUCCAAAAGCUGAUGCUCCCGUGGAUGCCGCGGUUCCAAAAAGUUCAGUGUCAGCUUCUGCAGAGAAGGCCGAUCCGAAAACCAUUGAGAAAAAGCCCCUGGCUGCGGAAGCAUCUGAGUCGAAGCCUUUGAAGCCUUUGAAUGCGAAGACAGCUAAUUCUGAACCAUCCGUUUCGGAGGCAUCCCCAUCCCCCUCCUUGUCCUCUGCUCCUAAAAUUGCACCAGAGUCGAAAGAGGAGAAACCGCGUGUUUCGCCGCUUUCUUCAAAAGAAGAGAAGCCUAGUGCAUCGCCAAAGUCAAAAGUGCUCGCUACCGUAGUCUCAACGGUGCCCACGAAAUCGGAUACAGUAGGAGUUGAGACCCUGGCUCCAUCGUAUGUGACCAGCGAAAGGACUACCAAUGUAGCGUUGACGACUUUGGUUCCGAAUCCGUAUGCGACUGCGCCGCCAAUUCCACAAAUGCCUUAUGGUUAGUU
Molecule: messenger RNA, 1208 nt
Organism: Cylicostephanus goldi
Lineage: Eukaryota; Metazoa; Nematoda; Chromadorea; Rhabditida; Strongylidae
Source: the annotation of a GenBank genome assembly